Symbiodinium necroappetens is the source of this 363-nucleotide messenger RNA. The record is from the annotation of a GenBank genome assembly. NCBI's taxonomy places the organism in Eukaryota, Dinophyceae, Suessiales, Symbiodiniaceae.
AUGGCAUCUGAGAAAUGUCCAGAGCAUCAGUAUUUGCACAAGUCGACGAUGGACUGCGAAGAUUGCCCUGACGGAAAGGAGCCCAACGAAGAGCGGGAUGCCUGUGAAGAUGAGACUUCCCUGGGCCUCACCGAGAUGGAGUGGGUCGCGGUCGGAACGGGCAGCGGCGUGUUCAUGAUUGGCGUGUCUGGGCUCGCCUGGGCUUUGCGGGGCACCUGCAAAAAAAUCCUUGGCAUCGACAUCGACGAGCCCACGGUAAGCCGCAAAAGCGCGACCCCAAAGACCUCGAAAACCGAGGCCAUAGACGUCGAGAUCUCCGAAAAAGAGGUAGAGGAACCAGCUGCGAAAUUUCAGAGCCCCUGA